This is a messenger RNA of Cuscuta epithymum, 1127 nucleotides long. Lineage: Eukaryota; Viridiplantae; Streptophyta; Magnoliopsida; Solanales; Convolvulaceae. The record is from the annotation of a GenBank genome assembly.
AUUUCAAGGAACUCUAUCUCUCUCGUCUUUACUGCUCGAUCUACUUGAAUUGCAACAUAAACAAAAGAGAUGGCAGGUAAUGGUGAUGAGGUUAUUGCAUUGUUGUAUUGGGGAGGUGAGAUUGUGAAGACUGGCUACCUCGGUUCCGUUGACUAUUCAGAGCCCCCAAAAGCCACGUGCUUUAUAAGGAAAAUCAGCUCUCACGCUGAGCUCGUGGCGAAAGUGCACGCAGCGAUGGCCACUAACAAAGACAACACGAGCCUGGCUCUGUAUGGGAGGUACCCGACAACGUUCGCCGGAGACAAAGUGGUGUUUGUUUCUGUCCCACUCACCGACGACCGAUCGUGGCGGUGGUUUGUGUUGGAGAUGUUGCCUUCGCAGCCUCUUCAUGUGUAUGUCAUUGCUACUGCAAAGGAAAAGACUCAAAAGAGAAACUGGCAGCAGACGACGAUGAAGAUCGUUGUGCUUUCUUUGACCGGGAAGACGACUGAACUGGAUGUAGAACCGUCCGACACCAUUGAUGAUGUGCAGGAACAGAUUAAGGAGCUGGAAGGCAUCCCAGUUGAACACCAGCGGCUUAUCUUCGCCGGAAAGCUUCUCCAGGAGGGUCGCACACUUGAGGACUACAACAUCCAGAGCGGCUCUACUAUCCAUCUCGUUCUCCGCGUGUGCGGUUGUUGAAACAUGGUUUAUGUUGCACAAAAACACGAAAUGUCAUUUUCAAUUGGAACAAAAGUGCUUGACAAGUUUAUGAAACAUUUUCAAUCAGACGGGUAGCUAGUUUGAUACUUUCAUCAAGGGAAAUUAUUUAAACAGGACUUAAAACUUUUGUGUGCUUACAAACUAGGGUUAUCAUGUUCUAUAUUCUUAAAAUAACACUAAUUAAUGUCAUUUUGGCAAGAUAAGAUUUUUAACAUGAGAGUAUUUUUUAAACUUCACAUUAAUUAUUUUUAUUUUUAGAAAUAAAAAUAUGGAAGUCUUAUCUCGAAAUUUUUAAACUUUUUCACUCCUAAUUCUGCCAUUUAAUUAUUUGGACCGAUGUAUGGUUGAUCAUUGUUGGGAAAAGUACAACUCUUUUCUUCGAGGCUUACAUACGAGCUCAUAUGUACUUCCUAGGACAUUUGAAC